Messenger RNA from Hemibagrus wyckioides, 1901 nucleotides. It is a transcript of the gene gpr37l1a, whose product is annotated as G protein-coupled receptor 37 like 1a. NCBI's taxonomy places the organism in Eukaryota, Metazoa, Chordata, Actinopteri, Siluriformes, Bagridae. The coding region runs from base 87 to 1550 and encodes 487 amino acids. The record is from RefSeq and is a predicted model, not a curated record. Gene Ontology annotation, biological process: adenylate cyclase-inhibiting G protein-coupled receptor signaling pathway; positive regulation of MAPK cascade. The transcript has 3 exons. Gene Ontology annotation, molecular function: G protein-coupled peptide receptor activity. Gene Ontology annotation, cellular component: signaling receptor complex; plasma membrane.
CGAGUGACUGAAACGGUCUAAAGUUUCUCGGGUUUUUCUCCUCACUCGCUUUUCUCUCCAUCAGUGCCACUUCAUCUCCCAGUAAAAUGAUCCAUUUGCUUUAUCUGGCUCUGUUGUGUGCAGGAGGCACGGAGACGCGGCGCGUGAACAACAACACGUGGCGGCCCACGGAGGCAGCGUCACAUGACCUCCUUGCUCUCUCCCCCACUGGACUGCUCAGUGCUAGCUCAGCGCUAACACAUGGUAGCAGCGCACCGGGUGAGUCGGCGGUCACGUCCCAGGAUGGUCAGCACAAGAGAUCGCCCCGCGGCUCAAAAGACGGGAGAUCGAAGCCGAGGGCAGAGCAUCAUGAGCACCAACACCCGCGGCCCCUCGAUCCGGACAGUUAUUUCACCACACCGAGGGUUUUUAAUGGCUCUCUGCUGGUGCACAACCCGCUGUACCCGGUGACCGGCGAGUCGUACGGAGCGUACGGCGUGAUGCUGUUAGCGCUGGUGGUGUUCGCGGUGGGCGUGGUCGCUAACCUGGCCGUCACCUGUGCCGUGUGGCACAACCACUAUCUGCAGAACGCUCGUAACUGCGUCCUGGCCAGUCUGGCGCUCUGGGACCUGGGCGUGAUCUUCUUCUGCCUGCCAGUCGUCAUCUUCCACGAGCUCACCAAGAGACGACUGAUGGGGGACGUGUCCUGCCGCCUCGUGCCCUUUAUAGAGGUGACGUCUCUGGGAGUGAGCACCUUCAGUCUCUGUGCUCUAAGUGUUGAUCGCUUCCAGACAUUAACAAGCUCCUCCUCCUCCUCCUCUAAGACCCCUGAGUCGUUCGGCUCCAUCGUGUCGAAGCUGUCGGUGAUCUGGGUGGGCUCGCUGCUCCUCGCCAUCCCCGAACUCAUGAUCUGGCAUUUGGAGACGGAGCUGUCUCAUGUCUCGCGUCUCCCUGUUGACUCGUGUGUUCGUCUGCCUCCUUCAUCUCCACAUGUCUCAGAAUCUGUCUAUUCUCUCAUCAUGACAUACCACGAGUCGCGCAUGUGGUGGAUCUUCGGCUGCUUUUUCUGCCUGCCUUUGCUCUUCUCCUUCUCGUGCCAUCUUCUGACGAGCCAGAUUUCUGACGGUAACAUCUCCUCCUCUUCCUGUGCCGCAUCCUUGUCUUCCUCCUCGUCCAAGAAGCUGGUCACCAUGCUGGCGAUCGUUUACGGGCUGUUCUGCCUCCCCGAACACGCCUGGAACAUCGGCCUCACCUACGCUGGGGUUCAGGUGGAUGGGACUACACUGGCACUGCUGGCUCUGAUCGGUCAGUUCCUGAUGUUCGUCAGGGCCUCGGCCACGCCCAUUUUGAUCCUCAGCUUGUGUCGAUCGUUGGGGCAGAGCUUUGUGGACUGCUGCUGUUGCUGCUGUGAAGAAUGUCUGCCCAACAAACCUUCAUCACCAUCACUGGUGUCGUCUGUGUCUUCGUCAUCAUCGUCACCAGUUUUGGAGAAAGAGAAGAAGUCGCAGGUCGACUUUGAGAAAAAAGUGAAAGAGAAUUUAGCGGAGAUGGCUAUAGGAACUCCAUGCUGAGACAUCUCAGUCCUGAUCUCUGCACUGGAACAAAUACAGCAGAUCAGAUUGACUUCAUUCACACUCUUAUAAUCUCUUCUCUUGACUGUGCCCACUUUAUCAGUGGAAUAGUGAACUGGACCGUGUAUAUAGUCCAGCAUAAGGACAGAUAUAAACAAGGACACAGUGCUGAAUGGAGCCACAGCUACAAUUAUUCGGUCUAACCACUGUAACACUAAUGAGCUAUUAAAUGCCUAUUAUUAUGUGCUAUUAUGUGUCUUUGUUCUGUAAGCUGUAUUCAAACUAAAUACAAACUUAUUCUGUGACUUUAGGGUCUUGAGGAAUUAAAACAUGCUGGACAUUUUGUUCAAA